AUGGAGAUUUAUCUUGAGGCUUUAGAUCUUUGGGAGACCGUGGAGGAGGAUUAUGAUGUUGUUCUGCUGCCUAAUAAUCCCACGGUAGCCCAGAUCAAAAGCCAAAAGGAAAAGAAAAUCAGAAAAUCAAAGGCAAAAGCAACUUUGUUUGCUAGUCUGUCUCAAAUAAUUUUCAUGAGAAUUAUGGCCUUUAAAUCACCAAAAGAAAUUUGGGAUUCUCUGAAGGAAGAAUGUACUGGAGAUGAAAGAAUACGAGGCAUGAAGGUGUUGAAUCUAAUCAGGGAAUUUGAAUUGCAAAAGAUGAAGGAAUCUAAGACCGUCAAAGAGUACUCAGACCGUCUUCUUGGCAUUGUUAACAAGGCGCAAGAGCAAAGGAGGCUUAUGAGUCAGGAUGGUAUGAUUGAAGGAGCUUUGGCAGCUAACCACAAGACUCAAAGCAAGAGUAAUAAUUCAAGAAAAAAUUACCCACCUUGCCAGCACUAUGGCAAAAUAGGUCAUCCUCCAUUUAAAUGUUGGAAGAGACCAGAUGCACAAUGCAAGAUUUGCAAUCAACUUGGCCAUGAAGUUGUGAUUUGCAAAAACAAAUCUCGAAAAUAUGAAACAAAUGCCCAAGUCACCAAAGAAGAAGAAGAAGAAGAUCACUUAUUUGUGACAACAUAUUCUUUAACCAAGAAAUCUGAUUUUUGGAUGAUUGACAGUGGUUGCACAAACCACAUGACAUAUGACAAGACUCUCUUUAAAGAGUUUCUACCUUUAAAAAAUAAGAAAAUCUGA
Molecule: messenger RNA, 774 nt
Organism: Capsicum annuum
Lineage: Eukaryota; Viridiplantae; Streptophyta; Magnoliopsida; Solanales; Solanaceae
Exons: 2
Coding region: 1-774 (257 amino acids)
Molecular function (GO): zinc ion binding; nucleic acid binding
Source: RefSeq, a predicted model, not a curated record